UUUUUGAGAGAAGGAUGUAUGCAAAAGCAUUCAAAGAAAGGAGGGCAGCAGAGGAUGUUCUUCCUGUUUUCUGAUAAGCUGGUAUAUGCAAGCAGAUUGGCUGCUCCUCUACAAUUUCGUGUCCAUGGGCAGAUGUCUCUUAAUGGAAUGAUGGUCAUGGCUUCUAUUCCUCACAGUUUUGUAAUCUACACGCAAGACAAUAAGUGCAUUGUGGUCAGUACUGCUAAUGAUGUGGAAAAAGUUCGUUGGAUUGAAGACUUGAAGAAAGCCAUCGAAAACUAUCAGUCUUAUAAUGCUAACGGUGAUACCGUUGCAUCCAGUAAUGCAUAUUCUAGUUUGAAAUCCAACAAUGAAUCUGUGAACGACGACAACCGAAGUCCAUCAAUACAACACAAUGUGAUACAACAUCGGGCAAACAACACCAUGCAUGUGUGCUGGCAUAGAAACACAAGUGUCAGUUUGCAAGAUCAUUGUGUUGCUCUUGAGAAUCAGUUGAGCGGCUACUUACUCCGCAAGUUCAAAAACAGCAAUGGGUGGCAAAAGUUGUGGGUCGUUUUCACAAAUUUCUGUCUAUUUUUCUACAAAAAUUAUCAAGAUGAUUUUCCUCUGGCCAGCCUACCCUUGUUAAAUUAUAUGAUAAGUACUCCAAGUGAAAAUGACAACAUAAACAAAGAUUUUGUUUUUAAACUUCAAUUCAAGAACCACGUAUAUUUUUUUCGAGCAGAAAGUCAUGUAACAUUCAGCAGGUUAUUUUAUUGUCAUGUUUUUUGUUUUCUGAUAAUUUUCAUAUUUUAUAUUUAUUAA
Molecule: messenger RNA, 804 nt
Organism: Helobdella robusta
Lineage: Eukaryota; Metazoa; Annelida; Clitellata; Rhynchobdellida; Glossiphoniidae
Exons: 6
Molecular function (GO): guanyl-nucleotide exchange factor activity
Source: RefSeq, a predicted model, not a curated record